This is a messenger RNA of Colletotrichum costaricense, 768 nucleotides long. RefSeq lists its product as uncharacterized. The record is from RefSeq and is a predicted model, not a curated record. Bases 1 to 768 code for a protein of 255 amino acids. The transcript has 2 exons. Lineage: Eukaryota; Fungi; Ascomycota; Sordariomycetes; Glomerellales; Glomerellaceae.
AUGGAGUAUCACGUCUUCAAGCAAGUAUUCCAGACGGUCUUGAUCGCCAUCUUGAUCCCCUUUGGCGCCAUGAUCAUCCUCGAGAUCAUUCCCACCGUGAUCGGCAACAAGACUGCUCGUCAGGCUGGAAAGAAGAUUCAGGAGCUGAAGGAGAGAAACGCCGACUUGAUGACUGAGGUCGAGGAUGCCAAGGAGUCCAAGCAGAAAAUCGUCAAGCUCAUGGAAGAGCGCGAGGCCGACAAGCACGAGAUCGCUGAACUCACGAAGAAGCUUGAAGCCGCCGAGGAGAAGUCACAGCUACUGACUGACGCGCUUUAUGUGGAGGCCGAGGACGCUGAGAAGUCUCAGCUGGAGAUCGUCGACUUGACGGACGAGCUGGACGCCGCGCGCAACUUCGCUGCCACUACCCUCAACACAGCCUUUCAAACCAACCAGGAGGCGCGCGAGAAGACUGUCGAUAUGCUUAAGGACUUGUCCGAGAGAAUUGCCAUGUUCCAGAAGAUCGCUGAGAUCAGCAACAACUCGAUGAAGCAGCACCUGGAACAGGUCCGCAAGUUCUGCAGCUUCGGCAACGUCGGCUUACAGAAUUGGACCGGGGAAAUCAAGGUUAUUCAGGAAUGCAUCAGGCUUGAUUAUGGCCGAAUCAAGCUUCUCGACGAGGCGACUGCCAUGGGGCACAACUUGCAAGCCACCAUGGAUGAGAUUGACGAGGCCGCGAAGAAGCAGAGUCCCUAUUUCAAUGCCCCUUCUCCUUCUUGUUCUGCUUAG